Messenger RNA from Adelges cooleyi (spruce gall adelgid), 2549 nucleotides. RefSeq lists its product as uncharacterized. The transcript is spliced from 5 exons. Gene Ontology annotation, cellular component: ciliary basal body. The record is from RefSeq and is a predicted model, not a curated record. NCBI's taxonomy places the organism in Eukaryota, Metazoa, Arthropoda, Insecta, Hemiptera, Adelgidae. Gene Ontology annotation, biological process: cilium organization. Bases 162 to 1838 code for a protein of 558 amino acids.
AUUACUAAUUGAUAAAACCUAUUUGUAUGUACUUUUAGUAGCCAUAGAAACGGAUAACACAGCCAAUGUAAAGCAAUGUUCGUGGCGACACAGUUACAAGUAUCCAAAUUAAACCAUCCAAGUAAUUCCUAUAGGUAAUCCAUCAAGACUUUGCGUAAAAUAUGUCCGUCAAUUAUUCGUGCAACCAAUUCGAAAAGGCGUACAAACCGACUAGAUUGGGCAAUUGGGAAGUACCGAAAUGGCAUUUGAAUCGUCCAAAAGGUCGGUCGACCGUGACAAAAGUGAUCGUAAACGACAGAGGGCAUCUACUGCCUGGAGUACAGAAAACCGAUCAAAAACAUUGGGCAGGACUGUACUUGGGGACGUAUCAACUACCAAAACGAAUCACGAAGGACAUUGUUCAAGAACUAAUCGCUCCAAAGUGUCAAUCGUACAUGAAGCGUUCGUACCAUCAACCCAUUUUGGAAAGUAAAUCAAAGGCUGAAAACAAAACAUGCAAUAAUCGGUUAAAAGGUUUGAACGCAAGCGAACAACGUACAAUUAAUAACGACCAAGAAGAAGACAAGGAAUCGAUAAAAACCGUUAAAACUACAAUAUCGAAUUCGUCGAAAACGACUUCAGUGUCGAACUGCUCCUCCGGCCGAGGUCGACGAAAUCCGUCGGAACAACAGUUGUUCAAUUCGACUCUACCCGAACACGUGACGACGCCCAGCAGAGCGCAUUCGAGCCCGGCGUUGAGCCGCAUCAGCGGGGAUGAAAACAAACACCACGAGCACCACGGCCGGAGCAACAAACACCAUCGUCUUCCCGACACAAUAGAAGACGCCGUGUACCGAUCGCUGCAAAUGAAACGGGACAAACAUCCCGGCCUGGGAUUGGACGGGUUUUGGCCGAAAUGUUCGGCCGUGGCCUAUAAAUCGUUCAACGAUCCCGGCCCGACGCAAUGCAGCAAACUCCGCGUGUACAGGCCGAAAACUUCCAAGGACGGCGGCGGCAACGGUCGGCAGGAAACGGCCGGUAACGGACGGCCAAAAACUUGCGGAUCCCUCCAAGCGUUGACCGACAUCAAACUCGCCCUCUGUUGGGAUCUGGACGCGCCGUUCGACGGCCGACGGUCGGCGGACAAACCGGCGGUGUUCCAGAAGAUAGUGAAAAAAGACAGCGCCGAAAUGCAUUCCGGAAAACCUGUCCCGCGGGCACCCAAUUCCUCGGCGGUCAUGGGUUUCGUGCGACCGGCGGACGAACCGGAGUCGCCGCGUGUCUCGAGGCCCCGGAACUUGUCGGCAAUCGUGAAUUUGAUUCCGGAAAAACUUGCACGGAAUAAUGACGAAAGCGGAGGCGACCGAGAAGAACCAGAUCCGGCCAAGAGCCCCCCCGCCAGUCGCGAGAAGAUACCGGAAGAGGUUGGAAACGUCGACGACAAACCGGAACAAAGCGAUCGCGCAAACGCGUUCGGAGCGUGCGAAAAACAACAUUGUAGACCUUGUGUGGCCUGCGACUACCGCCGGUACUAUCCGGCGGCGGCGAAACGGUGCCAGAAGUCACACGAGGAAAAGAACCCGUACAAGAUGGCGUUCAAAGCCGGCGUACCCGUGACGUCACCGGUGAAACACGGCCGAACUAAAUGCAAGAAAAAACUCAAAGUGCCCAAACCGAAGACGACCAAUUCGGACAAGAAGAAGUACGUGAUCGGAACGCUGUUGCCGCCGUUUUCCAUGUGGCCCGGAACUACGGCCAGAGAUUACCCGGAACACUGGCGGCUGACUUCCGUUUAUAGACAAGCGUUCAAGCCGUUGGAGUCGCGGAAGCAAUCCUUCCUCGACACUAUUUACUUGUAAAUACCCACGUGGGUACGAAAAAUCCAGGUUGUUGACAACUCAAAUGGCAUAUGAUACUGUGCAUAGAAGCUGAUACAUAGGCGUAGCAAGAUUCAUUUCUGUGGGGGAGAGGGGGGGCUAUAGCCUUUACACCAUUAUUAUGAACAUUUAGACUUGAGGGGGACUUUUUGUCUCAAAUCCGGCCAAUGCUUAAACCUACACCGCCCCAAAAAAAAUUGUAUAUUUUGUAUACCUACAUAGGCAUCUGGCUAUAGUUGUGUAAGAGUUUGGUUGGUCCAAUUUCAAUUUUGUAAAAAUAUAAGAAACUGUUGGCGUCUUGGGUUAUGUUGAAAAAAUAGAUUUCAUAACCUAGUCAAGUAACCAAAGAACUCACAAAACUUAGUAUGUCAGCCCUAAUGUUUAAUGCAAAAUACAUUUACUAAUAGUUUUGGAUUUUAAAUUGAUUUGGCAACAGUCCUUGUAUAUUAUUUAUUUACCAACAAAUUAAAAUAGUAAAUAAUUGCCAAUUAUAAUUGGUAUGGUUAGCUUCCUUUACAAAAAAAAAAAUAGUUAAUUAACAAUAUUAGUGCACAUUAGGUAUACCAUUUAACAGAUAUACAAGAUAAGCAAUGCCAAAAAUUGAGAGCUAGAGUAUUAGAAUUUAAAUUUUGAUCAGUAUAUAUACAUUUUAUGGAGAAAAUAUUUAACAGUUAUCCGGAAAUAAAAAUUAAA